GAGUUUGUCUUGUUCGGUUCAACUACCAAAUAUAUCUUGUGCAUAGAUUUUUAUACAUCGAAUGAGUUGAAGUGUGUAAAACAGAUAAAGAAAGAAACUUGUUAAAUAUAUAAAAAACAAUUAAAAUAUAUUAUGCUUUAAAAGGACAAAGCAAAAUGAAGUUAGUUUCUGUCUAUUUGGUACUGUUUGCAUUGGCGGUUUCUAAUGUUAAGUUUAUUUGUGGGGUUAAUAUUAUGAAAGAAUUUUCGGACGACGAUGAUGAAUCUGGUAGCGGCAGUGAGGAGGAUCCAAUGACGCUUACAAAAAACCGACAUGACGUUUCCAAAGUGGUUGAUGCAAUGAAGAAAAUGCAUAACGCAAAAACGAAUGAAGACUUAAGUGAAAGCUUAAAAACAGGUUCAGUGUUUGACUUGGGAGCAGUGAAUCUUAUGACAGAGGCGACGGGAGCCCGUCAAGUUAUGCACACUAUUGCUUCCAAGUUGGUCAGUCAUGCAAGUAAUAAAAUAACAAAUCAUGUUGGUCACAUCAUUAAAAGUAGUUUGGUCAAUAAAAAAUCUGGCGUAUCAUCAGAUAUUGAAAAAGAUAAAAGUUUAUCUUCGUCCACAGAAGUUGUUCUUCCAGCACUGUCUGUAUCAAAGUUAUCAGAAUCUGGUGCUUCUAAUGGUACAACAGAUGAAACGAAAACUACAAAUACUGGAAGCAAUGUUACACUUGCAGGAAAUUCAUCAUCACCUGUCAAUAAAACAGCAAGCCAAAAACAUGCUAUUCCUGGAGGAAGCUCCUCGACCACUGACACAGGUGGAGAGGGAAAGGUAGAAGCCAUGGGAGAGAUGGAAGGAAUUGAAAUAAAGAUUAACGGUAAAGCAAAUACAGUUAAUAACUUCACCAAAUUGCAGAAGGAUCCAGAAGUUCGAUACGAAAAAACAAAAUCGCUAAAAUUUACUAAGAAAGAAGUAUUGCCGAAAGAAAAAAGCCAGAAAAAGAAUCAUGUAAAAAACAACUCAAUUAAGAAGAGGAAUAAACACAAGAAGAAGAGAUCCAAAAAAAAUAAACUUGCAAAACAUUUUCCCAAAAUCAUACUUUAUCAAGGACCAAUUUCGAAAGCUUUAGAAAAUAUCCUUAAGGCUCGAAGCACAUCAUAUAACCCCCGCUUUAUCAAUGCUCCUAUGUCGUUUGAAGAAGCGACAGCUGACAUAAAGCGAAGUAGUAUUUCAAAGGAAAACAAAAAAGCGUCCAAAGUUUUUCGGGAUGAAGAAGAUGAGUCUGACGAAGAAGAAGAAGAGGAAGAAGAACGCGAUGAGAAGAAAGAUUCGUCAAAGAAGUCUAAGGUUGCAGCUAAAGCACAGAGAAAAUAUACUGUUAAAGGUUUUCAAGAUGCAAGUAAACCUGUUCGAAAGAGCACUAAAGGAGAAUCCAAGACAGAAAUUGGAAGAAAAAAGUUUGCUGUUUCUUCGAGUGGAAAGACACCAAAGCAAGGACCAAUUCCAAUCCUGACUAUCAAUCCCUCUUCUGCAGAUGCAGAUGAUGACAGCAAGGAUUCUGUUUUUCAUGACAUUUCUCCUAAGCUACAGGAACAAGGAAAGAAUUUGAAACCGUAUAAACCAUUAAUAGUACCAAACGACGAUGAACCGCAAACUGGUCAAUUUACUGAUUUUGUCAACCAAAUGAGUCUACCUGGGCCAGUUGCACAAGAAUUCGUCCCACACAAAAAAAUUGGUAACCGUCCCACACCGAAGAAAAGCAAAGGAAGUUUUAUAAUUGGAGAAUCACCAAAGCCUUUAGAAAAUCAACCUCCAGGUCCUCAUAGUAAAGAAACACCAUCAGGACCAAAUGAAUUUGAAUACCCAAACCCAGCUGGCUACACAACCAUGGGAGAUGGGGGUGCAUUAACAGAUCAAGAGGAGGAAGAAGAGGAGAAAGACAACGGAGAAUUUGAUUAUGGUAGACAAAAUAACACAAAUUCAUCACAAUCACCUGUUUUUUCUCCAUCACAACACAAGCCACAACCAUUGAAAGAAAACCCCGGUACACCACCAGCCGUCACCAACGCACAAGACUUUGAUAACGAAGAACCGCCACCGGAGUCAGAUAAUUCAUACCCAAAACCAUUUGGCUUUCCAGUACCCGAACCACAACAAAACAACUUGCCAAACUUCAAUAAUAACAACAACUAUAACAACAAAAAUCCUGAUUUCGAGAGAGAAACGAUGGAAAGAAUCCAAGCUAACAGUCAAAACAUUGCCUCGUUAGCCAACGAACUAAGAGAUGUCGAGUCCAGGUUAGAAGAAGUUGGAACAGCUGUUAAUGAAAUGGAAAAAGACAUAGUAAGAGUUGAAAAGAAACUAGAUGAGAAACGGCACAAAGAAGCCAAGGAAGAUUUCACCAAGUUUGCUGGGCCAUUGUCAAACUUACAAACCGACAAUCCAGGUGUCAAAUUACCUGUUGAAGUAUUACCACCUGGACGUUUCCCAAUUAACUUGAUGCAGGGAAGGAGACCCAACAAAAGGCCAAAAGUAUUGAAGCAAUUCUUUAUUCCAUUACCACGACCAAAUUCCCCUGCUGCAAAUGCGAUCGAUCAAGGAGCACCAGUGAAUGAACUCCCUUGGCCAUUGAAUAAAAUCGUGCCUUAUUUACUACGUAAAGUUGAGAAGUAUCAAGGUCCUGUAGCUUCUGAUGGACCAUUUCGUAUCAAAGCCACGAAGCCAAGACCAUGGCAACCUCCACAUCCAGUAGCUGACGACUCCUUUCCUCCAAAAGAACACGACAUUGAAUCUUUGGAAACAGAACUUGGUAUGAAGCCUGUUAGCAGAAUUCCUGUCAAGAAACCAAAGAUUAUAAUAUUCUCAAAAUCUCCUAAUCUUUUCGAUCUAACAGAAAAACCUUGCAACGAGCCUUGCCAAAACGGAGGCGAAUGCAUUGGAGGUAACGUUUGCAAAUGUCCACCAAUGUUUUCCGGUCCCAAAUGCGACCGUGCAGUACACAGAUCAGUAAUGCCUGGUGACAUUAUGGAUUUGAUGGGGCCAUUACCGUUAGAGCAGGAGGCAUCGCCAAAGAAAUCGAAUGCUAUCUCUUUACCCUUUGUUCUGACAGAAACAAACAAUAUUAAUGAAGAUGAGGACAAUACUCAUCAAAAGACAGUUGGUCAAGUUGACCAAAGCAAGCUUGUUGAUAUUCUAUCGCAAUUUGGAAGGCCAUUUCUUCCAGAGAUAUUAAAACGAAGCAAGAUACCAAGAAGAGUUUGGACAUACCAGAGGAAAUAAGAAGCUUGUGUAUAAGUGAAAGGUUUGAAUCUGUGGAUGCGAUUAAGACGAGAAUCUACAAAAAGCUUGCUUUUAAAUAACUAUGGUGCUGUGAAAUACUUUGAAUAUGAGAAAUUUGGAUACGAGGAUUAUAUAGCGUAUAUGUUUUAUGUACAUAGAAGUAGCAGUUAGUUGUAGGACGAUCAUUAGGCGAGCAAUUAAACAAAUUAUAUUGA
Hydractinia symbiolongicarpus is the source of this 3475-nucleotide messenger RNA. RefSeq lists its product as uncharacterized. The transcript has 14 exons. Bases 156 to 3260 code for a protein of 1034 amino acids. NCBI's taxonomy places the organism in Eukaryota, Metazoa, Cnidaria, Hydrozoa, Anthoathecata, Hydractiniidae. The record is from RefSeq and is a predicted model, not a curated record.